UACCUCUCUUGUAGCCUCUGGUGGUUGCCAGCAAUUUUAGCCAUUGCUUUCUUGUGGCUACAUCACUUGAGGCUCUGCCAUACCUCUUCAUAUGGCCAGGUUUCUUCCUCUACAUGUAUCCCUGUCUCUUCUCAAGAAGACACCAGUCAGGGAGGACUUAGGAUCCAUUCUCCAGUGUGCCCUCAUCUUAACUAAUUAGGUCCACAAACAUCCAGUAUUCAAAUAAGGUCACACUCUGAAGUUCUGGGAAGGACAUGCCUUUAGAAGGGAAGGACACUAUCCAAACCAGCAGACUGACCCUGAUCACACACUGACUCAAAGAAUCAGGUGCUCUCACUGAGGCCUGGAUGGAAGCACUAGCAGUGCUGCCUGCAGACAGAAAGGUCCCGGCCUGGCCGGCAUCCCUGUGGUACCAACAGCCAACCAGACUGCAAUGGCUCCUGGGGUGGCCUGUGCAUAGCACCAAUACUCAAACCCUGGACACUGCCCCAGGAUGAGGGGCCUGAGGAAAAGCAGCAUCUCAAAGGAAGAUGGAAGCACAUGCUACAAAAUAAAGUGGCUCCUGUGCUUGGGGCCAGAUUUGUGGGCUCGUUCAGAAGGGCCAGGGUCCAGAGGGGGCAGGUUCGGAGAGGUCCUGGGCUUGCUUUAAUCCUCUGGUCUUAUCACCUUGAAAUUCUUAAUAGCCAUUUUGGGUUUCGGGUUUCUGUUUUGUUUAUGUGUUUUUGUUUUUACAGUACUAGGAAUUGAGCCCAGGGCCUUUGCUCUGAGUUAUAUCACCAGCCUUUUUUUAUUUUUUGAGACAUGGUCUUGCUAAAUUGCCCAGUCUAUCCUUGAACUUGUGAUCCUGUAUUUCAGCCUCUUGAGUAGCUGGAUUACAGGUUUACACCACCAUGCCUGGCUCUAGUUUCAUUUCUUGUUCUGUUUUUAGUGAGUAUCUCCAUGUUUCCAUUUUGCAGAAAGUCUCAUAAAUUGACAGGCCUGUCUCUCUUUUAAAACCUCAAGAUUACAAAAGACAAAGCCUGAGGAAGUGCUCCAGGUUAAGGGAGACCAAAGAGACAUGACAACUAAAUCCUACUGCUGGAUGGGAUGCUGAAUUGGUGGCGAGGUGACAGAUAUAAAGGACAUUAUAGGGACAACUGGCAAAAUCUGAAGCUGAACUAUGGAUUAGAUAAUACAACUAUUGUCAAUAAAGUGUCCUGAUGUCACAGGGAAGUGGCUCCGAACCUCUUAUCAGAUGUGCAGAGUUCAUGUCUCUCAGUAACUGAAAAAUGGAUAUGAGGAUAAAGAAGGUUAAGAGUAAGAAAAAGUUUACUGAGAAGAAAGCUCCUGAGAGACAGGAGUCACCAAAGUGGGUUGCCGCUGAGGCCCUUUGGGUGUUUUUAUACACAAAAUGACCACAUAUGAGACCACUCUGGGCCAAGCUGAAGCCAAUCUAUUAGGUUAAAGCAUAGUAGCUUAGCCAAUAUUGAUCUAAUAGGGAAGCUAGACACAUAACAAGGGUAUAUAGUGGGCAAUGCUAAUUUUAACUUAUCUGUAACUUCUAAUGUAGAAAGAUCAAAGGCAUUUUGGGGAAGGGAUAGAAGUCUGGGUCCGGGUGUUUUAGUCACGCACCUAUGCAUCUGACAUCUUAUCUAGGCUCACUGGAUCAGGCGGUGCUGAUUACAAUACAGUCUCAAGCUACUGUCUAUCUCUUGGGAGGCCUGCAGGCCUAGCUCUCUUCUUCCAAUUCGUCUCCAGCCUCAAUUUUGGUGUCUCAUCUCCUGCACUCACUCCUUCUAGGACUCAGUCCCCCUCUGACUGCCUGUUAAUUUCUACCUAACUUAAAGGUCUAUGAUAGUAAUUUACUUGUCCUGUGGUUAUGUAAGAAAAUAGCCCUGUCUUCAGAAGAUCACCCUGAAGUACUGAGGUAAAGGGGCAAGUCUGCACUAGGCUGCAAUCGGUUCAAGAAAAAAAAAACCGAUUAUUCAUAAAGUACAAAUGCUAAGGCAAGUGCAAACAAUUGGUAAAUAUGGGUAAGAAGAACAAGAGAGUUCUACCGUUGCAAUUUUCUGUAAGUUUGAAAUUACAUCAAGAUAAAGUUCCCUCCAACCAGCCCUUGGACCUCCAGAAAUUUCCCCGCAAAUAUUUGGAUGAGUGAUCUCGCUACAGCUGUGGGUGGUGAAGGCGGCCAAGAAAGGGUAUGGAGUCACGUGAGAAGGACCCACGUGACCGAAGGCCCAACUCCAACAUGGCGGCCCCCACGAGGCUUGGACUUCUCUUUCUGCUUGCGCUGCUGGGCUUCCUCGAGGAAGCGUCCGGCGGCAUCGGGGAGGGGGCCUCCCGCGACGACGAUCUGCUGCUGCCCUACCCUCGCGCGCGCCUGCGCCCGGCCCGGGACUGCACCCCGGUGCGUACGGGCAGCCUGAAGCACGAGAGCUGGCCCCAGCAUCUCACAACCCCCGGAGCCGGCCGCCCGGUGGUGCGGACCUUUGUGUCACAUUUCGGGGGGCGCGCGGUGUCCGGCCACCUGACCCGGGCCGUCGCGCCCUUGCGCACCUUCUCGGUGCUGGAACCCGGCAGCCCCGGAGGCUGCUCGCAGAAGCGCCGGGCCACCGUGGAGGAGACGGCGCGGGGGCCCGCCUGCCAAGUAGCCCAGAACGGCGGCUUCUUCCGCAUGAAUACGGGCGAGUGCCUGGGGAACGUGGUGAGCGACGGGCGGCUGGUGAGCAGCUCCGGGGGGCUGCAGAACGCGCAGUUCGGGAUCCGCCGCGACGGGACCCUGGUUACCGGGUACCUGUCUGAGGAGGAGGUGCUGGACACUGAGAAUCCAUUUGUGCAGCUGCUGAGCGGGGUUGUUUGGCUGAUUCGAAAUGGGAGCAUCUACAUCAACGAGAGCCAGGCCGCCGAGUGCGAUGAGACACAGGAGACAGGUUCCUUCAGCAAGUUUGUGAAUGUGAUGUCGGCCAGGACAGCCGUGGGCCAUGACCGUGAUGGGCAGCUGGUGCUCUUCCAUGCAGAUGGACAGACGGAGCAGCGAGGCAUCAACCUGUGGGAGAUGGCGGAGUUCCUGCUGAGACAGGAUGUGGUCAAUGCCAUCAACCUGGACGGGGGCGGCUCUGCCACGUUUGUGCUCAAUGGGACCUUGGCCAGUUACCCCUCAGAUCACUGCCAGGACAACAUGUGGCGCUGUCCCCGCCACGUGUCCACCGUGGUGUGUGUGCAUGAGCCUCGCUGCCAGCCGCCCGACUGCAGUGGCCAUGGGACAUGCGUGGAGGGCCACUGCAAGUGUGAGGGGCACUUCUGGCGGGGCGCUGCCUGCAGCGAGCUGGACUGCGGCCCGGCCAACUGCAGUGGCCAUGGGCUGUGCACAGAGGCUGGCUGCCGCUGCAACACUGGAUGGAUGGGGUCCAACUGCAGCGAAGAGUGUCCCCUUGGCUGGUAUGGGCCAGGCUGCCAGAGGCCUUGCCAGUGUGAGCACCAUUGUCCCUGUGACCCCCAGACGGGGAACUGCAGCACCUCCCAAGUGAAGCAGUGUCUGCAGCCAUCAGAGGUUACCCCAAGGGCAGGAGAGCUCUCCUUUUUCACCAGGACCACCUGGCUGGCCCUCACCCUGACCUUGGUGUUCCUGUUGCUGCUCAGCACUGCGGCCAAUGUAUACUUGCUGCUGGGCUCCAGGGCAGAGAGGAACCGGCACCUGGACGGGGACUACGUGUACCACCCACUGCAGGAAAUGAAUGGUGAGCUCCUGGCCACCGAGAAGGAGCAGCCUGGGAACACCCACCACCCCUUCAAGGACUGAGCCCUGAGCUGCCUGAUGACCUGUGCAAAGGCUCAUGUCUUCACCGUCCAGCUUCUGCAAGGGAGGGUCCAGAGCCACUGAUGGGGACCCUGCUGGUGGCCUCUGCCCCCAGCACUCCAGCCAAGCUCCCAGUGGCACUUGUGCCCCAGCCCCCACUUGUCUGUCUGCUGUGGCAUGUGCCACCCCAGCAAUACAGCAAUACAGUGUCCCAGAGAGACCACACCUGCUUCGCCACCUGCCUGUAUCUGCUGCUCAGAGACCUGUCCCCCAGGGGGACCUGCACUGCUGCCAAAGAGUCCCCAGUCUCCUGGGAAGAGGCGCUAGCGAACUGAACUCACUGAUGGAAUCAUGAUGAGCAGAUCCCAGCCCCCGCCCCCCCCGGCGCACAGGGGUAAGUUAAGGUACGGGUCUCCCCUUCUGGCCACAUCAUGCUGACCUCAUCACCGAUUUGCCGACUAGAAUUGUCUUGGUAUCAUGGGAAGCUCUUCAUGAGAAGGGUAGGUGGGAGGGAUGCUGCCGCCCUGUUUACAGACCUGCUGUUUUGUCUUCCUGCUGCAAGAGGAUUUUUCUAUCACUUGAAUAAAUUGAUACUAAAAGGA
This is a messenger RNA of Heterocephalus glaber (naked mole-rat), 4377 nucleotides long. RefSeq names its product N-acetylglucosamine-1-phosphodiester alpha-N-acetylglucosaminidase (gene Nagpa). The record is from RefSeq and is a predicted model, not a curated record. NCBI's taxonomy places the organism in Eukaryota, Metazoa, Chordata, Mammalia, Rodentia, Bathyergidae. Gene Ontology annotation, biological process: secretion of lysosomal enzymes.